GUUAGCUUUGCUGUCAAUUGGAAAAUGGCAGCGACGAGUGUUGUCGUUCUCGACAGAGGCAACAAUACAACUUGUACCGUAAAUCUUUUCGGUGCUACAGUGGUAUCAUGGCGGGUUAACAAUCAAGAACAGUUAUUUGUAAGUAAACAGGCUGUGUUCGAUGGCAAGAGGGCGAUACGAGGAGGAAUACCGUUUGUGUUUCCUCAGUUCGGACAAUGGGCGUUCGGGCCGCAGCACGGGUUCGCGCGGGUCGCGCGCUGGCACGUGGAGAAGAUGCCAGAGAGACUGCCAAGCGGCGACGUGGAGGCAGUCUUCAGCCUUAUGGAUGACGAGUUCACGCACUCCAUGUGGCAUUUUCAAUUCAGAUUGACAUACAGACUUAUCUUACGAGAGAAGGAGCUGCACUUCAAUAUAGGCGUGUACAACCCGAGCAAGGAGCUGACGUUCAGUUGCCAGCUACUGCUGCACACUUACUUCAAAGUGCCCGACGUGCGGCGCUGCCAGAUCACCGGCAUGCACGGCUGUAUGUUCAUUGACAAGACCCGGGAAGGCGCGGUGUACCAGGAGACGCGGGAGGUGGUGACCAUCAACGAGUGGACGGACCGCAUCUACCAGAACACGAUGCAGGAGCACAUCAUCACCAACGUGGUCAGCGGACGCAAGAUGAGGAUACAGAAGUACAACUUCCCCGACACUGUGAUCUGGAACCCCUGGGCGGAGUUCGCGAAGGAGAUCCCUGACUUCGGCGACGACGAGUUCCCCAACAUGGUGUGCGUGGAGGCCGGACGCGUCGCCGCGCCCAUCGUGCUGCUGCCCGGCACAGCCUUCGAGGCCAGCCAGAUACUGCAGGUGAUGUAGGGAGCAGGCGUCUCCCCCCGCAGCCGUCCACACUGUGAAGUCAAUUCCAGUGAAUAUUCUAACGUUUAUGACAAUAUUGGUACUGAUUCUGAACGCAACUAAAUUUUAGAGUAUUCGCCUCUUUUUCUUACCAAUGUAAUAAGAAAAGGACAGACGAACCUAAUUUAAUUUAGAACUGUCAAACUUCCUGACAGUGGCGUGCCAGUCGUGAGCCUAUUGUUUAAAUGCACUAAAAUUUUGAGUGUUUAAAUUUAAAAUUCAUUUUCCGUCCUUUUUUAGCAAUAUUAAAAAGAACAAGAUGUAGAUACUCUAAAAUUUAGAGAAAAGCAUCAGAAUCGACGCUAUUGUGUCUCCAACAUAUCUCUAGGAGAUGCAAUUAAUCUGAAUCUUCAUAUCCUUGUCUGUCUUCUUUGUUACUCUUUACAGUUCAAUUAACUGAUUUGAUUGGCUAAAAUUGCUAUAAAUUCAAUAUUGCGGAUUCUUGGGAUCCUUUAUUUGGAUAUCGAAUGAAAAGGGCUAAGUGAGUAUUAUCCCAGAAUACAUAAUACUACCUUUCAGGUACAAAAGGCUCGCUCUGAAAUAACUUUCAAAUAAACAGUGACUUUUGCAACGCAAUAAAGUGCAUUUUAGCUCACAUAGCACUGUGGCCUAAAAUUUAACAAGCGCCUCUCUUUCUAUUACGUAAAUACUAUCUCUCUUGUAUGAGAUAAGACUCGAGAGCCGUGGAAGGGGCGCGUCGCCGUAGAUGUAUUUCACGGAACGUUUUACGAACGAAUAGUUUUGUUGACGCCAAUAUCCUUUGACUAAAAGGUUAAUUUUCACCCAGAAAAGUUGUAUUUGUGAGUAAUAGCAAUAAAGAAGGCGUAAAAAAACAGUGCGGUAAUCUUUAAGCGCAGUUGAAGUAAAACUUCUUUGACGUUGAAACAGAUACUACGAUUUUUGCCUCUAUCAUUUGUAUGGGAUUACGUAACAGAGAGAGCAAUAAUUAUUAUUUAUACUAUCUUCUUUCCGCGGGUAGAGUAUAGUAGUUUUAAUAGUCAGCUGUAGUGAAUAAAAAAUCGAGCUUUUAUGCUAUGACAUUAGCCAACUACAAUACUGACUUCCUACUUAAAAACCUCAAUUAAAUAUGGCGGCCUCAAAACAGUUGUUUGGUUUGUCAAACAUUUAGAAUACGCGCGUUAUUCCCCGUCGCGUCCGAUAUAAGAUCAGUUUUACUUUAAAGUACCACCUAAAGAAGUUUUACGUCACUGUAUGAUACUUAAAACAUUAUUACUUACUAAGCGAAGUUCAAAAUAAAUUAUGAAUUAAAACAUUUUAUUCCUAAUAAACAUUCCUUAACUAUAAUAAUAAUGAAUACAAAUACGUAACACACAAAUAAGACAUUUUUUUUACAAAUUAGCCAUUUUUUGUCAAAAUAGACGUAUGAGUUUGACUAGGAACGAAGAAUUCUGUAACUGAAUAAUGAAUUUGGAAGUUAGUUAUAUCAAAAUCCUGCUUUCUUGGAAUUUUCCAAACUGUAACUUCAAUUGAUAUGGACAGUAGGUUCAUUCUUUAAUUUUCUUGUUGUAAUAAAAUAAAAUUGGUCGUCUCUAAGACUUUCUUCGUCUUCCUAUCUUUAUUCUUUGUAGUUAUAAAGACGUGUUUCUAUUAGUAAUGUUCCUGUUUUAUGUAUGUAACAAAACUAUUUUAAGAAUUACAUUCCGGUGUUACAAUUUACUGAUAAUACAUAAUAAUUUACUCUAGAAGUCUAUACUAUUAAUUUUAAUUUUGCCGAAAUGUUUAAUAUGACUUUUGUCUAUAAUCUACAAAAAGUAACAAUUUUAGUAAAAGGGUUGGUGUAAAAUUAAGUAAGGCAUUUUCAAAAUCGGUUAUUUAGGUACUGUCGAUAGAGUAAAAUUACACUAUUAAUUUUUAUCAUGUUUGUAUCAAAUCGAUUACUUUUUAAUUUCUAAUAUGGAAUCGAUAUCAUGAUCAUCUGUCAAAUAAUCGAUUUUGCACAUAUCACUGACCAUACUUAAAUACUAUUAUUUAAUUGAUUGGCUUGGUACAUGAAAUAAAAAAAGCAUGAUAAUAUAUAUGAUUCUAGUACUUAUUGCUGUAAUAAUCGAAUUGUUGUAUGUAACUUUAUUCUAUCGAUUUAAACUAUUUUUUUUUUGCAAAGUUUGUACCUUUCGUCAUUUUUGUGUAAAAUAUACUGUCUUUUAACUUGUUUUGACAUUAUAUAAUUAAAUAUUAAUAAUACUUACCGCUCACUCGCAUCACAAAAUACUCAUGACAAUAUUUUUGUUUAGUAACUUAUUUUUAUAAAUGUUAGCUGUUAAUGCAAUGCUUUAUAAUAAUAAUUUAUGAAUAGUUAUGUAAUAGAAAAAUGAUUUUGAUUACAACGAUUUCACUUUGCCUUUGUCGAAAGUCAAUUACACUCUUGCCUCUUUUUCGGGAUUUCUGAAUUAAAUGUGAAUAUAAGUAAAUAAUAGUUUUAGGCUUGAUAAAAUUACAGCAAAUAAUUUCUCCUAGUAAGAGUUUUGCGGAUUACGUCAGUUUCCGUAACAUUUUUCGUUACCGAUUUUGAUUUACAAUGUUUUUCACUAGGGGCCCUGUUUUAGAUGCAUAAAGAAACUCUGUAUUCGGAAAACCAAAUUCGGUUAAAAACAAUCUCUUACUAGAGGUACAGAAAUGAAUACAUUUUCUUUUACUGACUAAUAUUUUGAACACAUUUUUUUUCUUUAAAAAAAAGGUGAUCCUUAUCGAUUCGAGUUUAUAUUACGCGCCUAAAAUACCACUGUAACCGAAUGUCAUUAGUCAGAAAUAAAUAAUAAUUAAUGUACAUACAGCCGCAUAAUUUGUACAAAUUGACAUUAUUUUUUUAUGUACACUAUAUUUUGUACUUUUUUUAUUUGGAAACGUUUUGGAGGCUUUUAAAGUAUACGACAAAUAAUAUAAGAGUAUGUACUUAGAUGUAAUAAGUUCCUUGUUCUUUUUAAGAAUAAAAUGCAAUUUAAUGGGUACUUGUAAUAGUUGUAAUGUUUUGUAAGGUUUUCCACAAUAAUUGUUGAACGAUGUUAUAAUAUAAAUAAUGAUCUAAAAUGUACUAUGUUCUCGCUAAACCAGUUAUAUGGUAAUCAUAAAACUGACAUGAUUAUAUAAUAUUUAUAGUUUCAUCCAAAUAUGUAUUAUAAAAUAAUAAUCGAUUCAGUGACAUCAAAUUUUAAAACCUCUCGUAACAUUAUUGAUAUUAAUACCGGUGAUUUUGAACAUCGAAAAUUAUUAGUAAAAACUGUACUUCCAUAGGUGCAAUAAAGUGAAGUAAUUAGAAAAUA
This is a messenger RNA of Maniola jurtina (meadow brown), 4175 nucleotides long. RefSeq names its product glucose-6-phosphate 1-epimerase. Lineage: Eukaryota; Metazoa; Arthropoda; Insecta; Lepidoptera; Nymphalidae. The record is from RefSeq and is a predicted model, not a curated record. The coding region runs from base 25 to 858 and encodes 277 amino acids. Gene Ontology annotation, biological process: carbohydrate metabolic process. Gene Ontology annotation, molecular function: isomerase activity; carbohydrate binding. The transcript has 8 exons.